Messenger RNA from Durio zibethinus, 963 nucleotides. Its product is annotated as transcription factor MYB123-like. NCBI's taxonomy places the organism in Eukaryota, Viridiplantae, Streptophyta, Magnoliopsida, Malvales, Malvaceae. The record is from RefSeq and is a predicted model, not a curated record.
AUUGAAUAAAUUUGUAUGUUGAAUUCAUACAACCCUCAUGUCCAAACGAAAAGGGACAGUCUAUAAGAAUCUUGCUCUCUUUAGUUAAAAGAAAAAAACACCAAGAUCCCAUGCAAAGUUUGUUUUGAAAUUUUAUUAAUUAGAGAGAGAGAGAUAGACAGACAGAGGAGUGAAGUUCAAAUGGGUAGAAAACCUUGCUGCUCAAAAGAAGGACUGAACAGAGGAGCUUGGAAUGCUAUUGAGGACCAGAUUCUGAUAGAUUACAUCAAAGCCAAUGGUGAAGGCAAAUGGGGAAAUAUUCCCAAGAAAGCUGGCUUAAAGAGAUGUGGAAAGAGUUGCAGGCUUAGAUGGCUGAACUAUUUGAGGCCUGAUAUCAAGAGAGGAAACAUAUCUGAACAAGAAGAAGAUCUUAUCAUUAGGCUUCACAAGUUGCUAGGCAACAGAUGGUCUUUGAUAGCGGGGAGACUUCCAGGACGAACAGACAAUGAAAUAAAAAAUUACUGGAACUCAACCUUAGGAAAAAAGGUUGGAGGUGAACAACUGAAGCAAUCUAAAGACCAAAAUUUGAAGAAAGCCAAGACACAAUCAGCGGCUGAAACCCCACAAUUCACUGCAAUUAAAACCAAGGCAUCGAAGUGCUCCAAGUUUUUAGUCACCCACCAGGAGCCAUAUAAAGCUGAAAAUGUUGAUUCUAUCCCGGUGCAUGAUGCCAAACUGAGUGAUGGAACAUUUUCUACCACAUCAGAGGAAACUCAUUCAGUGAACUCAACACUGGAUUUUGAUAUAGCGGAUCUUCUGGCGCUUGAUAUCUCAGAUUCAGAGUUUUGGAAGUCCUGUCAGAAUAAUAAUAGCAUAGAAGAAGCUGAAAGCAGCGGUGUUGCCAGGAAAACCUGGUUUUCUUCAGAUCAACAUCUUCAAUUUUCCGAGGAACUGCUCAAAGAUUGGAUAAGAUAUGAUAUGUAG